Cryptotermes secundus is the source of this 3515-nucleotide messenger RNA. RefSeq names its product protein shank. The coding region runs from base 192 to 1451 and encodes 419 amino acids. NCBI's taxonomy places the organism in Eukaryota, Metazoa, Arthropoda, Insecta, Blattodea, Kalotermitidae. The transcript has 3 exons. The record is from RefSeq and is a predicted model, not a curated record.
ACGUCACGGCGCGAAGCGUCGUGGGCUCCAAUUGUUACGUGGUCGCGGGCGCUGCACUACUCGACGCAGGUCUCAGCGGACUAGACAGGUCAAGGAGUGUUUCACCAAUGGCGGUCACGUGGAUCCCCGUUAGCCCUCGUGAAUAAAACACAAGACCACAAAAUCCCAUAUUGUGUCAAGGAUAAUCCAGGAUGAGUUCUGCAGGGGACGUGGGGUCUCCUCAGCAGUCCCCUUCCCAAGAAGCGGUGCCCUCCUUGGGAAGCAAGCCUCGACUCCAGUCUCCGCUGGAUUACCGCAAUGGGGAUCUGGUGUCACGGCUGUUGGCUGCAACGCCGCCAUAUCUGUACAACAUGCCACUCGUCCCACACAGUUUUUUCUUCAGCGAGAUGCUGCGUAGCUUCGUGCAGGCCAAGGCGGAGGGCAACGGCAGCCAGGGAACAGCCGUGCGCGGUCCCACUGCAGCUCAGCAACGUCGUAGCAGGAAGCGUUCCUGGAGAGAAGCCAGCACGGAUAGGACGAAACUUUCCUCCGUGCUAGGGCCAACACUUGACAAGCCUCUGGAACUAACGACAACCUCUAGAGGGCAGCAACCGCCACCUGCUCCACCACUUCCGAAUCCUCAGGAGGAGAAACCUCCUGUCCCUUCAUCGUCACCUCCCACUCUCCCACCGCCCCCACCCCCGUUGCUCCUUCCACCGUGUGGACUGCUUCCACUGCCAUCCCCAGACCCAGCACUACCUACAGACAUGUUACUCCCGCCUCCUCCUCCAUUGUGGUAUCCCCCGCUGUACCCACUCCCCCCACAGCCCCCAUAUGGAAUUGACCCUUUACAUUUCUUCAUAGAUCUCCGUGUAUCGGGACAUAUAUGGGACCGAAAGUUGGGGAAAGACACGUCACCAUCUGGUGAGCAGUUAAGUCACCCAAGUGGAGUAGUCGUUCCGGACGAGAAGCCUCUACAGAGGUCACCGUCGGUCAGUAGCUCCAGUGGUCCUUCAUCCUCAUCAUCUUCGUUGGUGAAACAGAGUAAGCACUGCUCAGCCUUCAGUGUGCCACAACCCAGAGGACACCAGUCCCCGGGUGUGGAAUGUAGGAACAGGCGCGAAUCGGGAUCCUGCACCACCAACUACGUGAUGCAUAACCUGACACGCAUCUACCAGGACGUGAGGAAAAAUCAACAGCGACACGGCGAGGAUCAGGACGACGACAAGUCCUCCUCGACAGAAGGACAGGAAGGUGAGGACAAGCCUCGGUGUAAGGACCUGAGAGCCCUCAUCGGAUUAGAGCUGGUCGUAGACUAUGUGAAGCAAGAAGGUGGACCGAAAACAUCGCGUCGUAGUGAAAGCCCCAGCGAGGCGUCAGGUAGCGAGAGCACUGUGGACGUCGUGGGACACGACAAGCUCCAAACGACAACCCCUCCAGCCGUCGAACACGACGUCAUGAGACAGCUGUAAAUUUCAUCCGCCUUCCUCAAUAAGGAAUUCCUGGAACGUCAGCUACUCUACAAACCUUUGGGUUGUUGUCCUUGUAAAGAACUCCAAAUGAAACAAAAACUUGCACUUUUCAAUUAUCUGUGUGAGUUACGGAUGCUUGAUACCCCAGUAAACUCAGGGAAGGAUUUACGAAAGACUUUCAUUGCUUAUAUUUAUUUAUUUAUUUAAUGUUGCUCAUUUUGUUACGUUCCCUUCAACAAUUCCGAAAUCACUUCUCAUGCAACAUAUUCGAUGAACGAGCUAUACGUUUUGGAAAUAUUUUAAUAGAACCCAAUUAAACGUAAACGUAUCAGUAAACAUUGAUGUGGGAGCAGAAUAUGCACUUUGCCUUCUCCAGCCCGGUGAAAUCUGUCAUUUUGUUUCCACUACCAAUUAGUUAGCGCAGGGAAGUCUUGCGAGUUAUUAAGUAAGUUUAUGACUGUUUUAUAUUAUAAAAUCUGUAAUUAAUUAUCAGUGUGAUGAUUAUGUUCAUCGUUAUUGCUUAUAUUAUUAUUAUUUGUUUUGUUUUGUUAUUGUUCUUUUGUAUUUGUGCUGAUUCUGUAAUUUAUCUAAGGCUGCUGAAAUCAACACGUAAAUAAAAUAUAAUUUAAUUUAAUUUAAUUGCUAAAUGCAGAAGAGAUUUUAAAUGGCGUAAAGUCCAUCUACUUUACAAAAAACGGCUACUACACAUCUAAGUAGCCUUACAGAAGAAAGUCCUCUGUAAGCAUGCUUGAAAUUCCCAUCGACAUGCUGGUACCGGGAACAUAUUGAAUCAACUUACUUCAUAAUGAUAAUGUAAUGGUUUACGUCAUUAACUUACAGUAGUACUUUCUCGUACCCUUAUUAGAGUGUAGUUAAAAAUUUUCAGCUAGCCCAUAAAAAUUUUCUAUAAUUUCAGUCAGUGUAAAUCGUCUUCUGUGUCUUCUCGAAUAUCAAGCAUCCAUCCUGCAUGGCUGUCCCGCUACAGGCGGCCUUUUUUGUUUAUUGUGACGUAUCAGAACAAGCAACAGUGGGCAUCUUUUCAUGUAAUACUGUGCUCAAACAUUUCACAUGAAUGUCAAGGAAGCGAUAAGUCGUGUCGAACACUGCCCAAUCUGAUACAUUAACAAGAAAUUAUGUGUGAUGAUUUUCCAUUCGUUGUUUCGCAAGUACUGCAAUAUCGCAAAGAAGGAAACAACAUUACCGUCGAUGCUGAAACUUAGAAAAGAAGACUUGACGAUUAGCAUGGUUCCCAAGACGCUGUGAAAACAAUGAACAGACUCUGGCUUGAAUUGCUAUGAGCAAGAAACUGAUCUCUGGCAGUAAACAGUGUUAAUAUAGUGUUAGUUCUCAGCACUUCGGAGAAUGUCUUCUCCAGUAUCAGGGAAUAAUGAAAUUGUGGAGACAGUCUCCGGAGCGAGGGAUGCUAAAUCCCUACAGACACAACUGAACACCACAGAAGACCUUACUGGAUACUUUAACUGUGUUAGCUUCAAGUAAUAUAUCGAAUUGUAAGGCACACGUAAAAUCCCUUUACUCCAGGAAGAAUGUAAAAAUGUAGUGUUCGUCCUCCUCUAAAAUAUCCACUCUGUUUAGAUGCUCUUUUACAACAUCUGAGCACGUUUCUUUUAACCUUUUAAAGCCCAGUGGUUACUAUAUGUACCACUAAGUUUAGCGUAUCAAAAAUCUUAAUUCUGCCAAGAGAAUGUAUUUGUGUGCUUCGUAUGGUUCUCACAAUAAACAGAUACUGUUUUCUUAAGCAGAAUUAACUAGUUGAUCUCCGAAUUGGAGACGUAAUAUGUUCUGUAAGUUAAGAAAUUAAUUUUUAUAUAUUAUUUUGAAUAAUUCAGUUUUCAAAAGCACGACCGUUUACUGGUAAAUACUUACAGAGAUCAAUGUACUCAUUUAAUUACAUUUUAAAAUUGGCUACCAAACUUUGAGGCCUUUUGGGUACGGAUUGCUGCAUCCUAUACAUGUAUUGCUUUUAUCUGACAUGUGUCCUUUAUAGGGGACUGAGACUGGAGGAGAUUCAAUUCAAACCGCCCCAGAUAUGUCACGUGACGCGGC